Symbiodinium natans is the source of this 873-nucleotide messenger RNA. Lineage: Eukaryota; Dinophyceae; Suessiales; Symbiodiniaceae. The record is from the annotation of a GenBank genome assembly.
AUGGCUGACAAACAUCGACCGAGCGAUGCGACAGUGAAAAGGACAGUCUUGUGUCCGAGGGAAGCACAUUUCGUGUGCAUCAGCAGCUGGUUCAGCUGCGUUACGUUCAUUUGUGGACUGGGCAGCCUCGUGAUUCCAUUCCUUCAUCCUUCGACGAUAGAGGCUGUGGAGAAGCAGGUCAUCCCUGGCUGCGAACUGGUUGGCCGGAUCAAGUCGUACAACGCCGAGAAGAACUUUGGCUUCAUCAGCGUUGAUGGCCAACACAACGACGUGUACUUCCAGAUCUGGGACCUCACAGAGGGCGUUAAGCAGCAGCUGGACACUGUGGGCCCUGACGGCAGCGGCAUCGUGUCCGGCGCGCUGGCCCACUUCUUUCUUCAGCUGAUGCCAGGCGGCGGCCGGCUUCGGGCGCGCGACGUCUCCACGUCGCCUGGCGCCGUCAUGAGUGACGCCGCCGCUGUGGACGCCGCGGUCCAGAAAGCGGCGCAGGUGGCGCACGAGGCCAUCAUCCCGGGAACGGGGAGCCUGCUCUACGAUGGCGCGGAGGUCAGCGGUACCAUCCGUACCUUCAACAAGGAUCGGGGCUAUGGUUUCGUGAACGUGGACUGCGAUGAGACGGAUCUCUACUUCCACAUCAAGGACAUGGUCCCAGACGACCAGCAAAAGGUCGCCCAUGGCUUCAACCUGGUUGGCCAGCGCGUCUGGUUCUGGGCAGAGAUGCUCGACAACGGCAUGACCGGCAGAUGGAGAUGUCACGAGGUGUCGAUGACCUUCAAGCGCGGCUGGCAGGGCGACGCGCCCCCUGCGAAGCGACCAAGGAUGGAAGGUCCCGGAGGAGGAGGAGCCCCGGGUGAGAACGUGAAUGGCACGUGA